AUGGAUUCGACACUGAGAGAGACGGUCUUGCGAAGUCAGCAUGUUGUUCAGAUUGUGCUCAGCUUGUAUGGUGCGGCGGCUUCAUUUGUCGCCAUCACAAACCUUCAGAAGUACGAGGCAGCAGCAAAGAAGUUGGCAGAAUGGUCGAAACAGGCAGAGACAGAGUUGAGCAAGACGAGAUUCACUCAAGGAUCAGGAGCAGUCGCGAUCAUUGCGUCUUUGGUCGCUUCGUCAGUUCUAACCAUAUCCCCUUAUGGAAUCCACAGGUGGGUGCGAAUAGCAAUCUCUCCUGCCAUGUUGAUCGGCGUGCUGGGUGCCCGUACGUACCUCAAGAGUUACUGGGCUCCCAAAGACGGCAAGAACAGCACUCGAGUGCCGCUGCCGAAGAUGGGAGACUACAAUGAAGCUGAGCGGAGGACCGAGAACCUGCUGCAGAUCCUGGAGUAUUUGGAGUACAGUUGGGGCUUGACGAGUCUGGUCCAUGGGAUGAUUGGCCGGUGA
Molecule: messenger RNA, 501 nt
Organism: Zasmidium cellare ATCC 36951
Lineage: Eukaryota; Fungi; Ascomycota; Dothideomycetes; Mycosphaerellales; Mycosphaerellaceae
Exons: 3
Coding region: 1-501 (166 amino acids)
Source: RefSeq, a predicted model, not a curated record